AGACUCUCCGGGAGGCUCACCGAGAAUUGGCUUGAACAAACCUAUUGUAUAUAUAAAAAUAUUCAAUAUGGCCACUUCUGUGGAUUCGAGUUUAUAUGACCUGUCAAACAUCACAUAGUUUUUUUCACGUAGGGUAACAUAGUCGUCUACGCGUACGUUUAUUCAUAUCCAGCUCGAUAGGACGCCGAGGAACGGCUAGUGAAAUGAUCAGAGGAGCGUAUUGGUGCGCUUACCCUAUACUUUGGCUUAACGCGACGACGAUAACGAGCUCCAGGCUACCCGAGCCAAGGCUCAGUUCAUGUUUGUACAUCAAGUAAUUAUUUUGCUGUUGCCUCUGUCAUCUUCUUGGAGAUGUUUUACCUGUAUGUUUCCAAAGCGCACAGUUGUAUUUUCUAUAUUGGCCAUAGUUAUUGACACUGCGAAAAGAGCUCUAGAAAAAGCCCUGUCAUCUCUAGUGCAGCUGUGAUAUACUUUUCCUUACUAGAGUUUCCGUCUAAUAAAUCAUCACGUAGAUUAUAGGGGACUAUAACUCCAAACGGUACACGUAAUGGCAAGGUCAAGUGCCCAGUACGAAUCGGUUGCCACUUACAUGGACGGCGUACAGGUCGAGAUAGCCGAGGCGUACCAGCAGCCAAAGAAGAUCAUCCCACCACCAGCUUUUUAUUCAAAAAUGCCUGACCUUGACAAGUGCACUUACGACUUUGGUCGUGAGAAAAGGCUGCUUGAAAAGGCAACAGCAUGGCGCAAGGCCAGACUAUCUGCCACGGAAGCUAGACGUGCCAGAAUCGAAGAAAAACGCAAAAUCGAGGCUGAAAAGUCACCUCCUCCAUUAUCCCCGAAUUCCCAAGAACUAACAACCUCUCCCGUCCAAAUGGCUCCUGCCACAGAAGCAUCGAUAUUUACACCUCAACCUUCAUCUUCUUCAAACGGACUUGAAAAGUGUCAAUUCAAUUAUAAAGAAUUUGAUGUCGACAUGAGUAGUCCUUUCGACAACAUGGAAUUGAAGACUAUCAACGACAUGGAGGCAUUAGCCCAGGUGCUUCAACAACCUACAACAACGCAAUGGGCACCGAAUCCAAAUCUGGAAACUAGAAUGAAAGAUUUGACAAUGGACCAAAGUUUAGAUGAGGUGAAAGAGGAAGAUAAAGUUACAAUUGACUUUAGAAAAAAUGAUGAAUCUGUCAAUAGUAAUAAGCACACGGAUGUAAAGCAGAGCGAGGUGUCUUUGAUUGUUCAAGAACUUCAAAAAGAACUUGAUCAAUCGAGUAUAGAGAAUCAUAGUUCGUUGUCUGAUCUUGAAAGUCCUAGUUUUAGAAGAAUUGCAGAGGUGCCCAAAGAAAAAACAUACAUGGACCCAAAAGAAAUAGCCAGAAAGUUGGCAGAUCUACCGCUUGAAGAUCAAAAUUUGGCGAAACGUUUGAGUGACAUGGGUUUCUCGUUGCCUCGAGUGACGCGUGCAAUAUGUGAUCUCAAAGGAGAGGACAAGAAAAAAAUUGUCAAAUACUUAUUAGCCAUACAAUCCCUCGAAGAUUUCGGUAUGUCGGAAGACGAAGCUGUGAAAGCUUUAUCUUUAACCCAGUACGAUAAACAUAAAGCCAAAGUAUAUUACGAAAGCCUGUGCACACUAAGGGACUUGGGAUUUCCCGAAGACCAAGCGUCAAUAGCAUUAUUAAAGUGCGACAUCGAUCGUGACAGUGCCCUUGAUUAUCUGAUCGCUUAAUUUGAUA
Copidosoma floridanum is the source of this 1727-nucleotide messenger RNA. RefSeq lists its product as uncharacterized. The record is from RefSeq and is a predicted model, not a curated record. Gene Ontology annotation, molecular function: ubiquitin binding. Gene Ontology annotation, biological process: ubiquitin-dependent protein catabolic process via the multivesicular body sorting pathway. NCBI's taxonomy places the organism in Eukaryota, Metazoa, Arthropoda, Insecta, Hymenoptera, Encyrtidae. Gene Ontology annotation, cellular component: ESCRT I complex.